Morone saxatilis (striped sea-bass) is the source of this 1333-nucleotide messenger RNA. It is a transcript of the gene atg10, whose product is annotated as ATG10 autophagy related 10 homolog (S. cerevisiae). Gene Ontology annotation, cellular component: intracellular anatomical structure. Gene Ontology annotation, biological process: protein lipidation; protein modification by small protein conjugation; macroautophagy. NCBI's taxonomy places the organism in Eukaryota, Metazoa, Chordata, Actinopteri, Moronidae. Gene Ontology annotation, molecular function: Atg12 transferase activity. The record is from RefSeq and is a predicted model, not a curated record.
GCGGUUUGUGCUGCCCCAGAUGACAGCGACAGCGUCAGAGGUGACAUAGACGAUGACGAUGAUGGGGUGUGUACGGUGUCUGGAGGCAGUAGCCAGGUGCUUCAGUACGAAUAUCACAUCCUGUACUCCUGCAGCUACGGUACUCCUGUGCUCUAUUUCAGAGCCGUCACACUGGAGGGGCGGAGCCUGUCAUUAGAGGAGGUGUGGAGCUCCGUUCAUCCAAACUUCAGACUUCGGCUCCAGCAUAGUCCUCUAAAUACAAUCACUCUGCAGGAGCAUCCCCUGCUUGGUCAGCCUUUCUUCAUGCUCCACCCCUGUAGAACGGAGGAGUUUAUGAGGCCUGUGCUGCAGGCGGCUCAGGACCAGCCCAGGCCAGUGAACUAUGUGUUGUCGUGGCUCAGUGUGGUGGGUCCUCUGGUGGGUCUGGAGGUCCCUCUGAAGUACUCCACCCUGCUCCAUCCUGCAGCCUUACUCGGCAGCACCGAGCCGGACUGAAGCCCACUCUCUGUCAGUGUCACUGUGGGGUCUCUACACCGACACUGGACUAUCAAACAGGCAUAGCAGGCAACUGUCCAGGUGCCCGAGGCCUUCUCCUUUAUUUUUAUUUAAUUGAAAAUCAGUUUGGCAGUAUAAAACUGACAGUAAUAAGGGCCUUAUGAAAAGGUACAAAAGGUAGCUAACACUGAAUGUCUUUUUAAUCUAUGGCCACCUAUAGCUGUCCUGUAUGGUUAACAAAAACUCUUGGAAAAAUAUUUCCUGAACAGAGUUGGAACCCUGAUGGAGCAUAUUCUUCAAAUGUUUAGUGACUUUUUUAGUGAGAUACACAGUAAGAAAUGUUAGCAUGAUGCUAAAUGUGUCUACAUCCUGUAUCUGAUAUAUAAUUUUUACAACAACAACAGGAUUCCCAUGGAAAACCUGCCUAUUUAAGGACUAGUUUUCCAGUCAUGGAAACACCUGUAAAUGUAUAAAUAAAGACCAAAUAUCCUGGAAAUAAUCCAUGUUGUCUUGGAACAUUUACAUUUUAUUUUAACCACUCACUCAGAUCGCCUAUGUAAACCUAGGUUUGAUUAAAACUGUAGUAAACUUUAGUCAAAUCACCAGAGACAGAAAGCGAGCUAACAUGUAGUGUCUGUAACUGCUGACUAACAACCUGUAAUCAACCUGUGUCACUUCAUCAUAAACCUGUAUCAUAUCAACCUGUGAACUAGGUUGGUAAACUAUAUGACUGUGAGAAAGUGAUAGAAUCCAGACCAGGGCCCUUUUCUGUAUGUCAUACCCUCUCUGCCCCUGCCUUUCCUGUCACUAUCCAAAUAAAGCAAAACUGCAACAACAA